Paramecium sonneborni is the source of this 156-nucleotide messenger RNA. Lineage: Eukaryota; Ciliophora; Oligohymenophorea; Peniculida; Parameciidae. The record is from the annotation of a GenBank genome assembly.
AUGGAUCAAUCAUUAGAAGACACUGACUAAUUUAUUCAUUCAUAUUUACCACAAUAACUAUCCCAAAUAUUGUUUCACAAGCUAUUAUAUAAGAUUAACUUCUAACUGAAAAUGUUAGGUUAUUAUAACAAUUACAUGAAUAACAAUCUAUUUUGA